Penicillium taxi is the source of this 1500-nucleotide messenger RNA. Its product is annotated as FG-nucleoporin nup42. Gene Ontology annotation, molecular function: metal ion binding. The record is from RefSeq and is a predicted model, not a curated record. The transcript is spliced from 4 exons. Lineage: Eukaryota; Fungi; Ascomycota; Eurotiomycetes; Eurotiales; Aspergillaceae. The coding region runs from base 1 to 1500 and encodes 499 amino acids.
AUGGCAAUCUGUACCUUCUUCCAGCAGGGACGCUGCAGAUUUGGAGAACGCUGCAAGUUUGAGCACCCUCGCCAAACAUCUGCUACUUCACGGCCAUCUGACAACAGAUUUGCAACAUUUGGAAGUGGAAAUCAGCUAGGUGCCGGACCCAAUAAGGGACUGAAUCAACCUGCACCGGGCUUGAAAAUAACCACAGAUGAUAUCAAAAAUGACUUGACUGUGGGUGUAGGCAGGCCAGACUGGGUUUUCUCUGCAUAUGCCCCAGCAAAAAAUGCCCCCCGUCAGCUAUUUGGGGGUCCUCAGCGCGAACAGAGCAUGGAAGAGAUGCGUCUCCUUCAUUACCAAGCCGUUGCAGCAGGAAACUCACAGGCAGCUAUACAGCAAGCUCAAACUCUAUGGCAAGAAUCAACUCAGCAGAUGGAUGCCGCGCUGAAGGACCUUAAUGGUGCUGUUCGCUACGUUAUUGACGGUGAAAAGGAACACCCUAAUCGUAUUGAUAUGACAGAGGGAAGCUCUGGUUCCCAGACACAGAACGUCUUUGCUCAAACUGCGACUCCUGCAGCAAGCAACGGUGCAUUUGGUAGCCCUACUCCGGGUUGGGGUCAAGCUACGCAACCUGCACAAACACAGCCGGCGCCAUUUGGACAAUCUACACAGCCGACACCAUUUGGACAAUCUGUACAGCCGACACCAUUUGGACAACCCUCGACACUAGGACAAGCAGUUGGUUUUGGACAACCUUCCACUCUUGGCUCAAAUUCUACAUUUGGUGGUGCACAAGGAUCUUCUAGUGGGUUUAGCCAGUCUGGGUUUGCUCGAGCCAUAAAUAACCCCUCUCCUUUCGGUCAAGGUGGCAUGCAAACCCAAACCCAAACCCAAACUCCAUUUGGCCAAGUCAAUCAGAACCCGAACAAUGCUUCACCUUUUGGUCAGCCUGCCGCUCAGCCUAACCCCAGUCCCUUUGGUCAACCUUCUCAGAAUGCGAAUCCUUUCGGCCAGACUCAGCCCCAGCCAGCACAAUCAAACUUCUUCAGCCAGCCAGCACCUGUGUCCAGCGGAUUUGGUACAGUCCAAUCAGCUACUCCAUUUGGUCAGCCCGCUGCUCCCCAAGGCGUCCCAACCCCUCCAAAUAAUGCGGGCCCACAGGCGUGGGUUACUGCCAGCAACCCUAACGAACUGGCCCCUAUUCCCAAGCUAGAAGGUGAAACACGCCGUGAUCCUCACACAAACCGUCUCGUGCAAUGGAAAGGGCGACCAGUGCAGUACCUCCACGAGCAUCCCUGUUACCUUCAUCCCCAGGACAACCAAACCUGGGUGCGGAUCAUUUUUCCAGAAGGACCACCGGACCCAGCCAGUCUGCGUGACUCUCAGGGAAAAGCGGAAGAGUACACCCCCGAAAUCGAAGCCAUGUACAAGUUCUUCCAUGAAAACGGAUAUUGGCAGGAUGGCAUCAUUCCAUCGGUGCCACCCAAGGCGGAGUGGAUUAGCUAUAACUUUUAA